AUGAGUCUCGCCAACGCCCUUACCACCUUCUAUGAUCAAUCUGGUUCGGUUGAUUUAUUGGACGAGGCUAUAGUUCACUAUCAUGAAUGUGUGGAUCUUCAUCCUCCGGGAGAUUCAAAUCGCCCAAGAACUCUCUAUAACCUCUCCAAUGCUCUUCAGAUGCGAUAUGAACACAUGGGAUCGAAGGAAGACUUGGAGGAAUCCAUCGCUUGUACUCGGGAAUCGCUUAUUCUCUGUCCUCCUGGCCACCCCCGUCGCUCAGCACACCUGGAUAAUUUCGCAAAUGGACAUAUCAUGCGUUAUCAGAGCUCAGGAUUGGCAGAGGAUCUGGACCUGGCCAUUUCUUCUCACCGCGAAGCACUUGGACUCCGUCCGCCUGGCAAUCCCGACCGUGAUCUGUCUUUGAAUAAUCUGGCAUAUUCCCUUCAAACUCGCUAUGAUCAAGUGGGUAGAAUGGAGGAUCUCAACGAAGCAGUCUCAUACUACCACGAGCUUCUUGAAUUAUUGUCUUCCGACCAUCCAACAUAUAGAGAUUGUAUAAACAACUUUGCCAAUGCCCUCCACUGCCGAUAUGUCUCGUCAGGAGGGCCGCAGGACCUCGCGGAUUCAAUAACAUACUAUGAAAAAGUACUCUCAAUCACUCCCCCUGAAAAUCCACGACGAUAUUCCGCAUUAAACAAUCUCUGUGACUCACUCAAAACACGCUAUGAUCAAAUGGGCGAUAUCAAUGACAUAGAGAAGGCGAUCUCCUACGGCCGUGAAGCGCUUUCAAUCACUUUACCCAGUAAUCCACAUAGGGCCAAUUUCCUCUCAACCCUUUCAGACGCGCUCCAGGCUCUGUAUAAUCAUACUGGGAGGGUGGAAGAGGUUGAAGAUGCUAUAUCUUAUCGCAGAGAAGUGCUGAGCUUGCGCCCGGUUGGGCAUCCAAAUCAUCCCAGCUCACUUACCGACUUUGCAGCAGCUCUUCAAAGCCGUUAUAAUCAUCUGGAAAACCUGUCAGACAUUGAGGAGGCCAUUAUAUGCCUACAAGAGUCGCUUAGCUUCUGUCCUACUGGAAACCCACACCGUUUCUACUCCCUCGAAAACCUUGCGAACGCUCUUAUGGUUCGUUAUGAGCGAUUAGGAAGAGAAGAUGAUAUUGACAAUUCAGUCGCAUACCAUCGUGAAGCUAUUGAACUCUGUCCUUCAGGGAACCCAAUACACCCAAUAUCUCUGACAAACCUGGCAUGUGCUCUGCACACUCGCUAUGAUAAUCGCAGGAGGCUAGAGGAUCUUAGCGAGGCGAUUCAACUGCACCGCAAAUCACUCAGUAUACUUCCUCCGGCUCAUCCAAAUCGCGCACUCAUGUUGACAAACUUCGCCGAUGCUCUUUUCAGUUACUACAAGGAAAUAGGUGAAUCGAAGGAUAUUGAAGAGUCAAUCUCGACACACCGUAGCGUGGUCGAUGACCUACGCCCUCCUGGUCAUCCAGACAGGUCUAGGUCUCUUCGCUCCCUGGCUAAUGCCCUGCUGUCUCGCUUUGAGAAAAAUCAGAAGUCUAAGGACUUUCAAGAAGCGUUCCAGUUAUAUGAAGAUGCAACAAGUGAUGGAACGUCCAUUCCAUCGCACAGACUCACCGCCGCUAUCUUUUGGAUGAAUGAAGCAAGAACUAGGGAACACAAAUCCCUUCUAACUGCGUGCAAAGCAUGCCUACAGCUUGUCCAUCGAUGCUUGAUUUCCCAUGGGAAUGUCGAAUCACAACAAAGGUUUCUGGCCACUGCCAACGUUCCGAGAUCUCUAGCAUCAGAUGCUGCUUCUGCUGCCAUCUCCGCAGGGGACCUCGAGCUGGCCGUUGAGCUUUUAGAACAGGGAAGGGCCAUACUUUGGUCCAAGGUUGACGCAUAUAAAUAUCCUCUGGAGCAACUUCGACAAGUUGAGCAAGGUGGUGAGCUUGCUGACCGUCUCGAAAUACUCGGUUCUCAGUUAGAACAUCUUGUUCUUCUCUCAAGGAAAUGGACGAAUGAUGGGGCAGGGUCAACAACAGAAUGGUUUCUAGAUAAUCAAGCUCGUAGCCAUCGCAUUCUAUCAGAGGAAUGGGAAGAGGUAAUCACAGCUAUUCGCAAAAUUGACGGGUUUGAAAACUUUUUACAAGCCGCUCCAUUCAGAACACUUCAACUAGCCGCUGAGAAUGGACCGGCGAUACUUAUAAACGUCAGCAAAUAUCGGUGCGAUGCAAUUAUCAUUGUCCGCAAUGGUCCCCCCGUCCUAGUCCCCCUGGCACAUAUCCAGACUAAAGACCUCCUUGCCCACAUCGUUGAUGUGCUAGCGAGCGAGAUGGGCGCGAAACAAGCAAAAUGCAGUGGCCGGGCCUACAACACACCCAACGCUCGUCUAACAGUUAAGUGGCGAGUUUCCUUCACAAGGACUUCUAACCACAAGGCUGUAAAGUGUAGUAGGAUUUUAAGGAAUGAAAUGGUUGAAGACGAAAGCGAAAACAUUCAGCGAUACGCCAAGCACGCCAAUGUUCUUAUGGGGCCAAAGGCUACCCGUCGCGCCGUUCUUAGUGGUUUAAAGCAGCACCCUUGGGUACAUUUGGCAUGUCAUGGUCGGCUGGGGGACAAAGGCCAACCGUUCCGUGCCUCAUUUGAGCUUUACGACAAACCUUUGACCCUUCUUGAUGUAAUCCGGGCUAGACUACCCAAUGCUGAGUUCGCCUUUCUAUCAGCAUGUCAUAGUGCUUCUGGGGACGCCAAUACACGGGACGAAAACAUCCAUCUCUCAGCAGCAAUGCAGUUCUGCGGAUUCCGAAGUGUUGUGGGCACACUGUGGGAAAUGAACGAUGAGGAUGGUCCAACUAUCUCGCAAGAGUUCUAUCGGUACAUGUUCCGUAGCUCAGAAAGGUCUCCGAGUUUUACAGACUCAGCUGAGGCAUUGAACCACGCUGUGAGGGCAAUGAGAAAGGCUAAGGUUCCUAUCGAGCAUUGGGUCAUGUUUGUUCACAUCGGUGCUUGA
Messenger RNA from Psilocybe cubensis, 2991 nucleotides. RefSeq lists its product as uncharacterized. The coding region runs from base 1 to 2991 and encodes 996 amino acids. NCBI's taxonomy places the organism in Eukaryota, Fungi, Basidiomycota, Agaricomycetes, Agaricales, Agrocybaceae. The transcript is spliced from 2 exons. Gene Ontology annotation, molecular function: protein binding. The record is from RefSeq and is a predicted model, not a curated record.